This is a messenger RNA of Acaulospora morrowiae, 483 nucleotides long. Lineage: Eukaryota; Fungi; Glomeromycota; Glomeromycetes; Diversisporales; Acaulosporaceae. The record is from the annotation of a GenBank genome assembly.
AUGGAUAAUUUAAAACAAUGCAAAGUAGAGUCGUAUCGCGGAAGUAACAUACAUCCAUUUCAUUCGGGUUCGAGGGAAUUUAUGGUCCACGAGGGAAAAGCAGAUAUAACUGUAGUAUCAGAAACACCUAUCACCGUACCCGUUUCGCCACCAUUCAGAGAAUUGCAAAACGAAUUAGUAAAAAAAAUAAAAAAAAGUAUUGGAGCAGAACGUAGGUCACAAUCAAUGAAUAAGGAUAAUGAAUCAGAAAUGACCAACGUAUCUUGGAAACCUUUGUUACCACGACCUCCGGCGCCUUAUAUCCCUUCAAGCAGAUUAUUACCAAUGACACCACCUGCGAAUUCUUUUACACCGGAAACUCCCGGAAGUCCACCAGACUCUGGCACACCUAUGUCAGUAUCUAUGGUUCAGUCCGACUUAAUGCCAAUGCUGUUGGAAGCAGCGGCUGAGGCAGCACUUCGUGAUAAACGUCAAGAACGCAUG